This is a messenger RNA of Photinus pyralis (common eastern firefly), 1558 nucleotides long. Its product is annotated as reticulophagy regulator 3-like. NCBI's taxonomy places the organism in Eukaryota, Metazoa, Arthropoda, Insecta, Coleoptera, Lampyridae. Bases 347 to 1441 code for a protein of 364 amino acids. The transcript has 7 exons. The record is from RefSeq and is a predicted model, not a curated record.
UCUAAAUGAAAAAUUUUCUGAAUCUCACUCGUACGAUACGUAUCAAUGACGUCUUUCAAUGAACGUACAUUAAUUAUGUGUGUCAAUGUCAAAUUAUAUCAAAUUAACACAACAUUUUCCUUACAAAUUAUCAAUCACAACAAACUCGAUCGCGUGACCCGAGAGUAGACGAUCCAAAUUUAAACAUCACAAAAAUGACUCCUCAUUCAUCAUAACAACGUCACAAUUGUUGAAAAAAAUCGGCGUAAUUUAUAGUGAUUUUGCACAGAUUUUAUCGUAAAUCAUUGCUUAGCACUAGCAGAGGCGAUUAUUAUGUGUGUGCGUGCAAAACAAUUUGAAAAAAAGCAUGGAAUUUGUGUCACGAAUAUUUCGUGGUGUAUUUCAGCGCCUUUUACCUCCAGGUAAAGCACAGACUAGUCGAACAGAUGCAUAUUUGAAUGCAGUUUAUAAGGUCUUAGUUUGGGAUGAUCCGAAAAUCAGUUUCAUGACCCUGGGUGUCUUACAUGUGUUGUUGUGGUUGAUUGUGCAAUUGGAAUUGCGAUUUUAUGGAGUAAUCUUUUUAGUUUCCCUUCUUUUGUUUUUAUGCGAUUUAUACUUCGAAAGAAAAGAAUUGAAAGCGGAACGUAAUUCGUCUUCCGAUGCCAUGCGGCAGGUGGGACGUAUCCUGUCGAACAUAUCCUUGCAUUUGCAAGGUUUGAGAAAAGAUAGUCCCUCGAUGUUUUGCGUCAUCAUGUGUGGAAUUUUCCUAAGCCUGACUGUUGUGGCACGUAACGUAUCAGGAUUCGCGCUAUCUUACCUGAUACUCUUGGCCAUAUUUACCGGUCCUCUAAUAAUCUCUCGUCUACCAUCUGAGUACUUGCUAAAUGUUAAAGAUAUAGUGCAAAAUAUCGGCUCAAACGAAGGGUUACUGGCCGAAUCAGAACUACUACCUUUCAUAGCAAAUAAGGACUUCAAUGAGAAAGACCCGGAGCUGGAAAGUUUGCUAACCGAUAAAACCGCAGAUUCGGUUACAAAUUCUUUAAUAUCCGGCCUGAUGUCGAUGCCAUCGCACUUGGACGCCGAAGGCAGCCUGGACGGUUUAGAGGAAGAAGAUCUGGAAUUUAACAUGCGCGCCAAACCUUCGGCCGCAAUUUCGUACACGCCUGGAGAAAUUUCUAGUGAUUCCGAUUCCGACCACAAAGGUAUGAGUUUCGAGUCUUCCCAUUUCAACCGUGACAGUUCAUCGGAGGAUGAAAAUCUAUACUCGAAAGGACUGCGCUUCUCGGAAGCUCCCAAAAGUGAUCCAGAACCGGGAACUUCCCAGCUGACGAUUUUGAGCAAUUUAACUGCUAUAGGUAGCAGUUUAAUAACGACCGUAUUAAAAUCAGGUGGCACUCCUAAACGAAAAGAUAGUGAUAGCGACUUUGAAAUAAUUUAUGAGGAUGAAAUUAAUCAAUCGUAAAAUAGGAUAUUUAUAAUGGUUUGUGAUAUUUUGUUUAUCAUAUCAUUACUUGAACUAGAUAAGUAUUUAUUUUAUAACUGAUGAUAAUAUGUGAUUACCCUUACUUCAUUAGUUUUA